This is a messenger RNA of Chironomus riparius, 1071 nucleotides long. NCBI's taxonomy places the organism in Eukaryota, Metazoa, Arthropoda, Insecta, Diptera, Chironomidae. The record is from the annotation of a GenBank genome assembly.
AUGUGGUCUAAAAUAUCUCUGCUUGAGUGUCUCGAGUAUGUCCAGCAAUUAAAAUUCCGUUUAGGCUCAAAAGACUUCAAUGAGAAUGUGAAUGUUCUGUUUAUUUACAUUUUAUUCAUCCUUUCCGUGUAUUUUCUGUUUUAUCAGCUGUUGAAGAAAUUACUAACAAAAUCAAAAGUCUCGAAAGUUAUGCAUCGCCAAUCAAUUAAUUGCAUCUGGAACUUUAUAUUUUACUUUUGUUGUACGACAUUCUUAAUUCUCUAUCAUUCAUACUUUAUAAAAGAUGAAUUGGAUUUUGAGAAAGGAAAAUGGUAUCCAAAAAGAAGGAAUCUCCUGUUUUAUAAGCCAUGCGAUAUGGUCAAAUUCAAAAUAAUUACAUGCAUAAUUUCCGGAUUUAACGUUUGUGCUGCAAUUCUUGACCUUCAUGCACGAGACUUAAGUGAAUCGAUUUCAAAAAUCUUAUUCAGCUUCUUAGUCGUGAUUUGUUACAUUUAUGGAUAUGAGAAUUAUUCAGUAGUGCUUAACAUAAAUUUAGGAUUAUUCCACAUGUUCACAGAAUUGCUAGCAUUACUGUCAUUGCACACAGAAAAGGAUCAGAUUCUUAUGUAUCGAGUAUUUGUCGUCUUCAAAUUUAUAUCAUGGAUUUAUGUAUUCCUGAACUUUCUUCCAUUCCAAUAUAUGAUUCCAACAAUUCAUGCAAGAGAAGUGGAAAUUGGACUAACAAUAGGUUUUGUGGCUUGGUAUAUAUCAAGAAUUUGGUGCUCACCAUUUCUACAUGCUCUUCAGCAUCAACUCUAUCAUCUCAAUUCCUUCGAUUGUCAAGGAGAAAAUUCGCUCUCUAGAUGCUUAAUGCUUAAAGACACGCCGGAACUAAAGCACUAUAAAAGCCUUAAACGAGCAUACUUUGAAAUUAAAUUACAUCACGAACGAUAUCAAUUAAAUAAACUGAAUCUCAGCGAGCAUGCAGCAUCGGCUAAAGCUUUUCAAACAAUCAAGGCUGUUAUGACAUUGAAGAGAAAAUUGAAAAGGAUUCGCGAAAAUAAGAAUGAUCAGCAAGAGAAGCAACAAUAA